AUUUGGAGUGUGGAAGGUGGAGGAUAACAGUUCGGUACUUGAGAACAGUGAUAGCGAGUUAGUGACGGUCUCCUCUAACUCCGGCUAGGGUUUGCGAAUAUCAACCCUAAAAUUUCCCCAAAUGGAGACCUCUCUUAGAUAUGCUGGAGAUUCCAAAGGAGCUUUGAGAAUCCAUGCUAAGCAGAAGUUCCUCAUCGACCUCAAAACCCACCUACAGUUUCAUGGAGAACUUGAUACCCGACUUGGAGUUCCGAGCCAUUUCAGUGCACUGUUGAGACGCUUCUAUCCAGAUUUCUCAGCAAGUCUUGGAGUAGGAAUGAAAUAUGAUAGGCGCGAGAAAGUACGAUAUGUUGUUCGUGGGAAGAAGUCAUUCCCUGUGACAACUAAUGGUGAAGUUAAGUUUAAUGUUAAGGGGCGCUGUGACUUUGACAAAGAGUUCAAAGAGAGGAGGUCAACAGGGGCUGCUGAAUUUUCUUGGGCCAUUUUAAACUUUCAGAAGGAGCAAGAUGUUAGGAUCAAAUUUGGUUAUGAAGUGCUGGAGCAGCUUCCAUAUUUCCAGAUAAGGGAAAACAAUUGGACAUUCAACGCGGAUGGUAAUGGAAAAUGGAAUGUGAGAUAUGACCUGUGAGACACAUAAAUUUCACAUAAUUUUUUGAAGGUUAGAGACUGAGAUGUAUUAAUGCAAACCCUAUUCUUAUGCAUUUUCUAUUACGAUGAACUGCUGCCGAGCAGAAACAUAUUAGCUGCAGUUGUUAAUGAAAUGGCAACAUUUAGCAGACUUCUUCUAGUUCACGUUUACCGGAAACAUGAAUGUUACGCUUUGGAUUCCUA
Humulus lupulus (European hop) is the source of this 831-nucleotide messenger RNA. RefSeq names its product outer envelope pore protein 21, chloroplastic. Gene Ontology annotation, molecular function: voltage-gated monoatomic anion channel activity. The transcript has 5 exons. The record is from RefSeq and is a predicted model, not a curated record. NCBI's taxonomy places the organism in Eukaryota, Viridiplantae, Streptophyta, Magnoliopsida, Rosales, Cannabaceae. Gene Ontology annotation, biological process: regulation of monoatomic anion transport. The coding region runs from base 122 to 628 and encodes 168 amino acids.